AUGAGAGAGAGCGAGAGACACUGGCACGCGCCUUUCUAAGUGUAUCUGCGCGUGUCAGGAGGGAAGGAGCGGGGCCGUUUGAAGGUUCCUCAGCAGCAGUCGCACGCGCCCGGUUUUCUUGCGCCAGCGGACCCACGAGGCAGCUGGAGUGGAUACGAGACGCGUGUGCUACAGCGCAUCGUGCUGCUUUGGAGUUGGGCGCGGAGGUUCAAGUCAAACAGAGACAUUCUGUCGGUGCGUUCUGUAAGACUUCGCGUGAGAAAGGAAGAGGCAGACAGUCCAAACUCACACCGACAGACAGACCACCUGGAAAAGUUGGCUGGGGGCAGCGCGUGCAGGCUCUAAACAGCAACGGGAAAAGUCUUACUUUCUCAGCGGACUCCCGAGGAGCGGAGCGGAAUGUUCGCCCCGUGACGGACCCAGCCAUCAGUCCUGCGCUGCUCUGAGUCGGAGGGGGUUCGGCUCGGGGAUCCAGGCUGCGGUCGCUCCACCAUGUCAGUGGAGCCCAAGUAGACAGACAGAAAAAGAGAGAAGAGAAAGGUGAAAAAGAAGUACAGCAAACUGAGCAGAGGGAUUACAGCCGGACGCGACAUGUUCCUGAUUAACAUCAUCUCAGUGGUGUUUGUGUUGGAUGUGUGUGUGUGUGAGUCGGAGCUGGGAUCUCCCGGCUGGAGAGAACCUCCGGACUGCGUGCGAGCUUCUGAGCUGUGCAACCAGAACAGCCAGUGCAGCUCCCGCUACCGAAUCAUGCGCCAGUGUCUGUCUGGCGGGGACAAGGAGCGCAGCACCAUGCUGGCCUCCAAGGAGUGCCAGGGGGCACUAGAGGUGUUGCAAGACUCGCCGCUCUACGACUGCCGCUGCAAGAGAGGAAUGAAGAAGGAGCUGCAGUGUCUGCAGAACUACUGGAGCAUCCACAUGGGCCUGACUGAGGGUGAAGAAUUCUACGAGACAUCUCCAUACGAACCCAUUCAUUUCUCUGAGGAAUUCAGACACGCCUCCAUUAUCUCAGGUAAUACUGCUCUGCCGGUGCGUGUGUGUGUGCAUGCGUGCGUGCGU
This is a messenger RNA of Poecilia latipinna (sailfin molly), 1056 nucleotides long. RefSeq names its product GDNF family receptor alpha-2-like. The record is from RefSeq and is a predicted model, not a curated record. NCBI's taxonomy places the organism in Eukaryota, Metazoa, Chordata, Actinopteri, Cyprinodontiformes, Poeciliidae. Gene Ontology annotation, biological process: nervous system development. Gene Ontology annotation, cellular component: signaling receptor complex; external side of plasma membrane. Gene Ontology annotation, molecular function: signaling receptor activity. The annotation marks the transcript as partial. The transcript is spliced from 3 exons.